AUGACUACACCCCAGCUUUUCGACGAGUACGAUAUCAUAUUUGCGGGAGGUGGCACUGCUGCUGGUGUCAUCGUUGGACGACUGGCUGCGGCGGACCCGUCUCUGCGUAUUCUCAUCCUUGAGAUCGGGCCAACCGUCCGAGACAAUCUCGCCCAUAUCCAGCCGGGUCGCUUUCUGACACAUCUGUUGCCCGAGUCCCAGACCGUCAAGCACGUUAUCGGCAAGCCAAGCGAGCAUCUGAAUGGUCGUCAGCUCUCGACCCAGUGCGGGCAGUGCGUUGGGGGUGGCUCCAGCGUCAACUUCAUGAAGUACACGCGUGCGCCUGCCUCCGACUAUGACGACUGGGCGCAUCUGUAUAAUAACCCUGGCUGGAGCUUCCACGAGCUGCUCUCCUUUAUCAAGAAGGUAGAAACGUACCAGAAUGUGCCCAAUAGACCUACACAUGGAUAUGAUGGACCUCUCAAAGUCUCGUAUGGCGGUGCUCUCACCAGCGUAGGGACCGACUUCGUUGAGACUGUGCUGCGCUAUGACCGGACUCGCACAGCUGUCGACGAUGCGAACAGCAUGGUGCAAGACGUGAAUCGUAUCGAGCCCUGGCCCAAGUGGAUCGACGGGAAGACCGGCCGUCGGUCCGAUGUGGCGCAUCACUACAUUUAUCCAGCUCUCGACAAGUCAAAAAACGUGCACCUCCUCCCUGGAUGCGCGGUGAAGAGAGUCGUUAUAGAAGAAGGGAAAGCGACAGGAGUAGAGUUCUUGCACAACAUUCUUUUGUCGUCGGACGCUGAUACGACACCGCGCAUUGUACGCGCGAGCAAGCUUGUCGUUAUCUCUGCUGGAACAUUUGGUUCCCCUGGGAUCCUGGAACGAUCCGGGAUAGGCUCCAAAGAUAUAUUGGACCGCAACAGUAUCAAGCAAGUGGUGGAUUUGCCUGGAGUCGGAGAGAAUUACAAUGAUCAUCCACUAAUAUUUGUGCCCUUCCAUGCAAAGCAGGAUGCGGAUACCCUUGAUGGCAUCGUGCGGGGUGAUGCCGAUGAACUUGAAAAGUGGUCGGCCCAAUGGCAACAAAAUGGUCAAGGCCUUAUGGCAACGAACGGCCUAGAUGGCGGAUACAAAUUCAGACCAUCUGAGAAAGAAUUGCGGACGAUCGGUCCAGAGUUCGCAGAACGAUGGGCGUCGUAUUACGCUAGCACACCAGACCGCCCAAUCAUGUGGGCUGGUCAGAUAUCUCAGUACGUCGGACUCUCGCCUCCGGCAGCCAACCACAAAGCAUUUUGCACGGGCGUAUAUUCUACGCACCCCGUCGGCACGGGAUCCGUGCACAUUACUUCUGCUCAUGAUGUCCACUCACCUGUUGAUUUCGAUACGGGCGUGCUUAGUCGGAAAGAGGACCUGGCGGUAAUGCGAUACGCUUGGAAGCUUGCCAGGGAGUAUGGUCGACGCAUGUCUUCAUACAGAGGCGAAUACGCUCCCGAUCACCCCACGUUUCCACAAGACAGUGAGGCAGCUGUGUCGCAGGACCAUAAUACUCCAGUCGCUAUCGACGCUCCGGACAUCGUGUAUACUAAGGAGGAUGACGAGGCGAUCGACGACUUCCUGAAGGCUAGAAUCAUAACAGCAUGGCAUUCGCUUGGAACUUGCGCCAUGAAGCCACGCGAUCAGUUUGGUGUCGUCAAUUCGCGCCUCACCGUCUAUGGCGUUCAAAAUCUCAAAGUCGCCGACAUGUCUAUAUGUCCCUCAAACGUUGCGACGAACACCUACUCCACGGCUGUCAUGAUAGGCGAAAAGGCAGCUGCCAUCAUUGCAGAAGAUCUUGGUCUUGCGGAGGUAUAA
Messenger RNA from Dichomitus squalens LYAD-421 SS1, 1830 nucleotides. Its product is annotated as alcohol oxidase-like protein. NCBI's taxonomy places the organism in Eukaryota, Fungi, Basidiomycota, Agaricomycetes, Polyporales, Polyporaceae. The transcript has 14 exons. Gene Ontology annotation, molecular function: flavin adenine dinucleotide binding; oxidoreductase activity, acting on CH-OH group of donors. The record is from RefSeq and is a predicted model, not a curated record. The coding region runs from base 1 to 1830 and encodes 609 amino acids.